GCAAAGCCCAGUGGCAAGGAGAUGGAGCUCCCCGGCUCCCCGUUCUUGUCAUCUCUGGAGCAGCAGCUUGGCCCAGGAGGUCACAAAUGAGGACAACAAGGUGGGGAGAGGGGACGGCAGCCUGCCCAGGUCACCCAGCUGCGCCUGGCUGCAAUCCUGGACUCCAUGAGGAAGCAGGAGGUGUGGACAGGCGGGGAGGCCGGCCAGGCCCACAGCACCGGCUCCCCAGCCGAGCAGGUGAAAGCCCUUGUGGACCUGCUGGCCUGGAAGGGCAGUCAGGGUGGUCAGACCCCUCAGGUUCCCGACAGGACACCGGACUCCCCACUGGGUCCUUGCAGCAAUGAUUCAAGGAUCCGGAGRUACCGCGAGGCCCUGCUGAGCAGGAUGGGAGGCGGCCCAGAGCUGAACGGCCCACCGCCCCGGCUGGCCAGCCUCCUGCUGGUGGAGGGCCUGACAGACCUGCAGCUGAGAGAGCACGACUUCACACAAGUGGAAGCCACACGUGGCCAGCAGCGCCCUGCUCGGCCCAUUGGGCUGGACAGGCUCUUCCUGCCUCUGUCCCGGGUGUCCAUUCCGCCCCGAAUCUCCAUCACCGUUGGGGUGGCUGGCAUGGGGAAGACCACCCUGGUGAGGCACUUUGUCCGCCUCUGGGCCCAAGGGCAGGUGGGCAGGGACUUUCUGCUGGUACUGCCCUUGACCUUCCGGGACCUCAACAUCCACGAGAAGCUAUCUGCAGACAGACUCCUCCGCUCUGUCUUCCCAAAUACUGGGGAGGCUGGCCUGGAUGUGGCCACCCAAGCCAGAGUCCUCCUGGUCCUGGAYGGCCUGGACGAGUGUAAAACACCUUUGGACUUCUCCAACACCGUGGCCUGCACAGACCCCAAGAAGGAGAUUCAGGUGGACCACCUGAUCACCAACAUUGUCCGAGGCAACCUCUUUCCAAAAGUUUCUGUUUGGAUCACCUCCCGUCCCAGUGUGGCUGGCCAGAUCCCAGGGGGCCUGGUGGACCGGAUGACUGAGAUCCGAGGCUUCACUGAGGAGGAGAUCAAGGUGUGUUUGGAGCGGAUGUUCCCUGAGGAACAGACCCUCCUGGGCCAGGUCCUGAGCCAGGUGCAGGCCGACAGGGCCCUGUAUCUGAUGUGCACCGUCCCAGCCUUCUGCAAUCUCACGGGCGCAGCACUGGGCCACUUGUGUCGCAGCAGGCCAGCACUCCAGGACGCAGAGCUGUGGCCUCCACGGACCCUGUGUGAGCUCUACUCUUGGUACUUUCGAAUGGCCCUCAGCAGGGAAGGGCAGGAGAAGGGCAAGGUGAGCCCUCGGAUUGAGCAGGUAGCCCAUGGUGGUCGCAAGAUGGUGGGGACGCUGGGCCGGCUGGCCUUCCACGGGCUGGUCAAGAGGAAGUACGUGUUUUAUGAGCAAGACAUGAAGGCGUUUGGCGUGGACCUCACUCUGUUGCAGGGCGCCCUGUGUAGCUGCUUUCUGCAGCGGGAGGAGACGCUGGCCUCCUCGGUGGCUUACUGUUUCACCCACCUGUCCCUGCAGGAGUUUGUGGCAGCUGCAUAUUACUACAGCGCCUCCAGGAGGGCCAUCUUUGACCUAUUCACUGAGAGCGGCAUGUCCUGGCCCAGGCUGGGCUUCCUCACGCAUUUCAGGAGUGCAGCCCUUCGGGCCAUGCAGGCUGAGGACGGGAGACUGGACGUGUUCCUGCGCUUCCUCUCUGGCCUCUUGUCUCCAAGGGUUAAUGCCCUGCUGGCUGGCUCCCUGCUGGCCCAGGGCGAGCACCAGAGCUACAGGGCCCAGGUGGCUGAGCUCCUGCAGGGGUGCCUGCACCGUGAUACUGCAGUCUGUGCCCGUGCAGUCAAUGUCCUGCACUGCCUGAACGAGCUGCAGCACACGGAGCUGGUCCGCAGCAUGGCGGAGGCCAUGGAGAGUGGGGCCCUAGCCAGGCUAACCGGCCCUGCACACCGUGCUGCCCUGGCCUAUCUCCUGCAGGUGUCUGACACCUGCGCCCGGGAGGCCAACCUGUCCCUGUGCCUCAGCCAGGGUGUCCUCCAGAGCCUGCUGCCCCAGCUGCUCUACUGCCGGAGCCUCAGGCUGGAUACCAACCAGUUCCAGGACCCCGUGAUGGAGUUGCUGGGCAGCGUUCUGAGUGGGAAGGACUGUCGCAUUCAGAAGAUCAGCCUGGCUGAGAACCAGAUCAGUAACAAAGGGGCCAAAGCUCUGGCCAGAUCCCUCCUGGUCAACAGAAGUCUGACGGCUCUGGACCUCCGCAGUAACACCAUUGGACCACAGGGAGCCAAGGCGCUGGCUGAAGCUCUGAAGAUUAACCGCACUCUGACCUCUCUGAGCCUCCAGAGCAACAUGAUCAAGGAUGAUGGUGCCAGGUCCAUGGCGGAGGCCUUGGCCUCCAACCAGACCCUCUCCCUGCUGCACCUGCAGAAAAAUAGCAUUGGGCCCACGGGAGCCCAGCGGAUGGCAGAAGCCUUGAGGCAGAACAGGAGUCUGAAGGAGCUCAUGUUCUCCAGUAACAGCAUUGGUGAUGGAGGUGCCAAGGCCCUAGCUGAGGCCCUAAAGGUGAACCAGGGCCUGGAGAGCCUGGACCUGCAGAGCAACUCCAUCAGUGAUUCGGGAGUGGCCAUGCUGAUGGAGGCCCUUGGUGUCAACCAGACCCUCCUCAGCCUCAACCUUCGAGAAAACUCCAUCAGUCCUGAGGGAGCCCAGGCCCUGGCUCAUGCUCUCUGCAUCAACAGCACUUUGAAACAUCUGGACCUGACAGCCAACCUCCUCCAUGACCAGGGUGCCCAGGCCAUUGCAGUAGCAGUGGGAAAAAACCACACCCUCAAGUCCCUUCACCUGCAGUGGAACUUCAUCCAGGCCAGUGCUGCCAGGGCCCUGGGACAAGCACUUCUGCUCAACAGCAGCCUGACCAGCUUAGACUUACAGGAGAACGCCAUUGGGGAUGAGGGAGCUUCUGCGGUGGCCAGUGCGCUAAAGGCAAACACAGCCCUCACUGCUCUCUACCUCCAGGUGGCCUCCAUUGGUGCACCAGGGGCCCAGGCGCUGGGGGAAGCCCUGGCUGUGAACAGAACGCUGGAGAUUCUUGACUUACGAGGAAAUGCCAUUGGAGUGGCAGGAGCGAAGGCCCUGGCCAGCUCACUGAAGAUUAACUCCAGUCUCCGAAGGCUUAAUCUUCAAGAGAACUCCUUGGGGAUGGAUGGGGCCAUAUGCAUUGCCAGUGCUCUGUCUGGGAACCAUGGGCUGCAGCACAUCAAUCUCCAGGGAAAUCAAGUUGGGGACUCUGGUGCCAGGAUGAUCUCAGAAGCUAUCAAGACCAAAGCUCCCUCAUGCACUGUGAAGRUGUGA
Urocitellus parryii (Arctic ground squirrel) is the source of this 3363-nucleotide messenger RNA. RefSeq names its product NLR family CARD domain containing 3 (gene Nlrc3). The record is from RefSeq and is a predicted model, not a curated record. NCBI's taxonomy places the organism in Eukaryota, Metazoa, Chordata, Mammalia, Rodentia, Sciuridae. Gene Ontology annotation, molecular function: protein binding.